AUUAUAAUUAUUAUUUUAUUUUAUAAUUAUAAUUAUAAUAUAUAAAGAUGGUUUGAAGCAGAGAAACUGGUCUUCUCGAAGCCGAAGAGCGGAAGAAGAAGAAGAAGAAGAUGAUGCAAGAAGGAGAAGAAGAGCUAAGCAUAGAUGAGUUGGCUUCCAAUCUCUCCACUUAUAAGCAUCAGCUUCAGCAGGUAAAGAAGCUGUUGGCCAGUGACCCUGGAAAUUCUGAAUAUGAGGACAUGGAAAAGGAGCUUUCUGAGGUCGCCUCUUCCUUAUUUCUCUUUUCUUUUAUUUUAUCUGCAUACUGCAAUCAUGCUUUUUCCAUUUUAGUUUUCCUUCCUCCCUUCCUUCCCUCCAUUCCUUUCCUUUCCAUUGUAUUCUGAAAUCAAACCAACCCAACCCAAUAACGCUAUUAAUCAAUCAAUCACCAUUCA
Molecule: messenger RNA, 434 nt
Organism: Rubroshorea leprosula
Lineage: Eukaryota; Viridiplantae; Streptophyta; Magnoliopsida; Malvales; Dipterocarpaceae
Source: the annotation of a GenBank genome assembly